Molecule: messenger RNA, 972 nt
Organism: Adineta steineri
Lineage: Eukaryota; Metazoa; Rotifera; Eurotatoria; Adinetida; Adinetidae
Source: the annotation of a GenBank genome assembly
AUGUCUCAGAGUACCUAUCCAAAUGAAAAGAUAUGUUCUCUGGCUAGUAUAUUAACUCAAGCGAAUAAAUUUCAACAGCUUUUAUCUAAAGACAAUAUUUGGUCAGCUUGUUAUGGAAACGAUUAUCUUUCCAUGAUAUAUCUUGCUGAUUUAAAUAAAUCGUUACAACAAAAGAAGCUUUUAUUUGAUAUUGGAGCGAAUAAAGGUUAUACUAUAGCUUUAUGGUUAUCUAUGUGGAUGCCAGAAAUAGGUGUCAAUCCAAAAAGUCUAUACAUGUAUCUUUCACAAGUGCUGAAAAUCGAUGAUUGUGGCGUUUGUACAGAUUGUAACGAAACAAUAUCAAACAGCGUACAGACAAAUAAUCGUAUUAAUACUACACUUGAAAUUCAUGCAUUUGAACCAAUGGAAAGUACUUAUCAAGCUCUUCGUCAAGUAAGCACUUGGAUAAAUAUUUCGACAUUGUAUCUUCAUAAAAUAGCGAUUAGUAAUACUACAGGUAUAGCUAAUAUGAAAAAAUGUCCUGUAGGAAGUGAAUUAUGCGGACUGUUGGCCAUAGAUCAUUCUACAUCAAAUGAAAAGGUUUUUCAAACUUCGACAAUAACACUUGAUGAAUUUGUUGAACAAAAAAAUAUACAACAGAAAAUUGAUUUACUUAAAAUUGAUACGGAAGGUGCUGAUCCACUUGUUCUUCAAGGUGCAAAAAAAUUAUUUACAAAAAAACAAAUUAGAAUACUUAUAUUUGAAAAUCAUGGAAUUGGAACAUGGAAAACAACUAGUCUAUUAACAGUCAUCGAGUUCCUUAGUAAAGAAGGUUUCAUCUGUUACAUGCUUGGUAAAACAGGUUUAGCACGACUGACAAAUUGUUGGUCUCCUGCGUUUGAUAUAAAACGAUGGAGUAAUGUUCUAUGUGUACAUCGAGAAGAAGAACAUAUUCGACAUUUCCUAGAUCGACUUCUUAUUACUAAUAUCUAA